Triplophysa rosa is the source of this 1896-nucleotide messenger RNA. Its product is annotated as SCAN domain-containing protein 3-like. Lineage: Eukaryota; Metazoa; Chordata; Actinopteri; Cypriniformes; Nemacheilidae. The transcript has a single exon. The record is from RefSeq and is a predicted model, not a curated record. The coding region runs from base 267 to 1304 and encodes 345 amino acids.
UGAGAGUGUUGUACUGGAAAAAAUAAAAACUAGCGUCAAAUUUGCACUCCAAAUUGAUGAAUCAACAGACAUAUGUGGGAAUGCUCAGCUAUUAGCAAACGUGCGCUGUGGAUGGUGAAAUCAUCAGAGAGAAUUUUUAUUUUUGCAAAGAGUUGCCAUCAAAAACAACAGGAGAGGAAAUAUUUCGGGUGACAUCCGAUUACAUUGAACAAGGAGGACUAAAAUGGGAAAACUGCGUGAGUGUGUGUACCGACGGAGCAGCAUCCAUGACUGGGAAUACCAAGGGAUUCGUCAGUAGAGUCAAAGAAAAAAAUCCGAACGUCACGGUCACGCACUGUUUUUUGCAUCGCGAGGCACUUGUUGCCAAGACGUUACCAAAGGAGCUGUCGAAUGUGUUGGAUGGUGCAGUGCGUAUUUUCAACUUUAUAAAAACAAGGCCUUUGAAAAGCGGACUAUUUGCUAUCUUAUGUGAGGAGAUGGGGGCAGACCAUAAGACUUUAUUGCUUCAUACGGAGGUCCGAUGGCUGUCCCGUGGUAAACUUUUGUCGCGUGUGUACGAACUGAGGGAACAACUGAAAACCUUCUUAACAGCGGAAAAAUCGGAGUACGCAUUGCUGUUGGCAGAUGAGGAAUGGUGUGCACGGUUGGCAUACAUGGCGGACAUUUUUGCACACCUCAAUGAACUGAACACACGAAUGCAAGGGAGAAAUGAAAAUGUACUAACUAGCACAGACAAACUGCAUGGAUUCAGAUCAAAGCUUGCCCUCUGGCGACAACAUGUGGAAAAAGGCUCUCUUGAGAUGUUUCCCCUUGCCCAAACUGGACAUUCAGACAACUUUGCGGCAUUGUGUGAGGUAAUUUGUAAGCAUCUAUCAACUCUCGAAGAAAAAUUCUCUUUUUAUUUCCCCUUAACAUCACCUGAAGCCUUUGACUGGGUUCGAGACCCAUUUAGCUCAUCUGCAAUGGAUAACGCAAAUGGACUGUCGCUGCAGCAACAAGAGCAGCUCACUGAAAUGAGACAGGACCGUGGUUUGAAAAUUACAUUCAGUGACCUACCUCUGGACAGUUUCUGGUUGACUGCUGCCAAAGAGUACCCAGUCAUUGCAGACAGUGCAAUCUCAGUGUUGUUAUCUUUUUCCACAACCUACUUAUGUGAGCUCAGCUUUUCCAGUUUGACUUAUAUAAAGAACAAAAAUAGAGAAAGAUUGAGAGCAGUUGACCAAGAGCUCCGUGUGUCGUUGUCAUCAAUUCCAGCGAGGAUAUCAUCUUUGUGUUCAUCAAAACAAGCUCAAGUUUCACAUUGACAUCAUAUGUGAGUACUACGUUUAUUAUAAUAUGCUGUCUUAAGCAAUUUAAAGCAAUGCAGUUUUGUGCAAUUUUGUUAUAUUUUAGUGGUUAAUGUGAUGCUGGUGUGCCGUGAAAUUUUUUGCAAAUUAAAACUGUGCCGCGGCAGAAAAAAGGUUGGGAAACACUGGUCUAAGACACUGGAUUUUGGGUGCCUUAAUAAUGCCAUAAUACUGUGGGAUGUAACUAGAAAUGUUGGCUCUCUGUUAAACACUUCGUGGGAUUUACUUUAAUCGACUUAAUGCGCAAAAUAUAAACAUGACCUCGGUGGUUUUGGUUAUGUACUAUUUUGUCGUGUGUAUAUGCGCGUUUCUUCACUUAAAAAUUAAUGUCAUUAACAUUUUAGCCGAUCAUGUUGCCUCUGUAAUCUCUGCAUCUGUUUUCUGUUGUGGAGGUGGGGCGCACGCACGCACGCAAAACUAUAUUAUUAUGACAAAUGCCCACCCAUACUACAGUCGUGAUAUUUAAACAUUUUUGCAUAUUUUCUCUCACAUUGUCCUUAUCACUUGAGCUAAUAGGCUACUAAUGUUAGCGCACUCUUGUCGGCAAGAU